UUCUCUAUUUCUUCGCAUACUGCAAGCUGUAGAAUAACAUGAUGAUUAUUUUGUGCAGAAAAGAGAUAGAAACGGACGUCUUGGGUUAUCUCCUUUGCAGAAGAUAACCGCAGCAUUUAGGAUGCUAACUUAUGGAGUAGCAGCAGAUGCUACUGAUGAUUAUAUUCGGAUUGGAGAAAGUACUGCUAUAGAGAGUCUUAAAAGGUUUGUGAAAGCUAUUGUUGAAGUCUUUGGUGAUGAGUACCUGAGAUCCCCAAAUAAUAAUGAUACAGCUAGAUUAUUUGCAAUUGGAGAGCAAAAGGGUUUUCCCGGUAUGCUUGGGAGCAUAGAUUGCAUGCAUUGGAAGUGGAAGAAUUGCCCUACAGCAUGGCAAGGUCAGUUUACCGGCCAUGUGCAUGAGCCCACCAUUAUUCUAGAAACCGUUGCUUCACAUGAUCUUUGGAUUUGGCAUGCCUUCUUUGGUUUACCAGGGUCGCACAAUGAUAUUAAUGUUCUUCACCGUUGUCAUCUAUUUGCAAAGCUAGCUAAAGGGCACGCUCCAGAAGUGAACUACACCAUCAAUGGUCAUAAUUAUACAAUGGGAUUUUACCUUGCAGAUGGCAUAUAUCCUCAAUGGGCCACAUUUGUUAAGCCAAUACCAUCUCCACAAGGGAAUAAGAGGAAAUAG
Messenger RNA from Phragmites australis (common reed), 667 nucleotides. RefSeq lists its product as uncharacterized. NCBI's taxonomy places the organism in Eukaryota, Viridiplantae, Streptophyta, Magnoliopsida, Poales, Poaceae. The record is from RefSeq and is a predicted model, not a curated record. The transcript has a single exon. Bases 122 to 667 code for a protein of 181 amino acids.